UCUGGUCAAGAAGUGGCCAAUGGCUGGUGGCCAUCUGUCAGAGGUUUAGUUGACUUCUGUCAGACUGUUACUGUAUUUACAGUUGCUUCUUUGAAAUUCUUCCUUGAAAGACAAGUACACUAAUAUCUCUUUUUAUAUUAUGUCGAAUCGUGUUACAGAAUAGCAUGAUUCAGAUAAUAGAUUCCCAGCAGCAUUGCAGUUCAUUUAUUUAUGAAUCCCUUUUAUUAUAGGAGAAAGGUCCAGGCAUCAGAAGUUUUUCUAUCCAUAAUAAACGCUCUCAAAAACCAGAUUUAAACUCAUGACUGUAAUUUUGCUUUCAUGUUUAUUUAAAUCCUACAUUGAUUCUCAAAUGAUUCAUCCAAAAUACAUUUGACACCACAUGUUGCAUUUAAACAUGACUUAUCUUUGUCAUCAUGAUAAACAUUAGUUCUUUCAAUUGUAAGGGUUCUCAUGUUAGAAUGAAAACAAAUCAACUAUGUAACCAAAGGUAGAGGGUCAGCAUUUAUGACCAUCUGUUGUAGAGAGAAAGAUCAACUAUGAGAUUAGGUGGAGAGAUUUUUCUGGAAUCAAUCCAGCCCUGCAGGCUCUGACUGGAACAAUGGCGUGCAGCAGGUCAGACACCCGUCAGGUUAUCUGUCAGCUCUAAACUCUCCGCAGGAGCCUGAGGAGGGACAGGAUCGGGAGGCUUAUGUCUCUGCAGGAACAUAAAAAGACACAAACAGAGCUCAUUGAUCUUAUGGUGAACUGAGGGGAAGCAUGCUUGACUUACACCAGCAUCUACCAUCUGUUAAUUCCUCUCCUCAUGGUUAUCUGAUUUCAGCGGGUGUGGCAAAGGUUUCUGUCUGGUUGAGUUAUAGGCAUGCCAAGUCUUCAGCCUGUGUUCUUAAGUGUAAAUAUAUGCAGAUACUUACAUCAUUUUCUUUCAUCCUUUUAAAUCUACAGAAAACAGGAUAUGGAAAUCACAAGAAAGAGGCGUCUGUUGGCCGCCAGCGCCUGUCCCGUCAGUCCACAGCGGGCUGCAGCAGGGACGAGGCCGUCCAGCCCCGGAGACUGAACGGCUCUCAAGUGGAGGUACCGAGCUACCAGAACCUGCACCGGGAGCUGCUGCUCAGUCAUAAACGGGGCCUAUUUCCUGAGGAAAAACCGGAGCUGAAGCGAGUGCUGGAGCAGCGCAGACUGGAGUUGCACAAGGAGGAGGAGUUGGCCAGAAGGCGACCCUCAGAUCUGGAGACGGAGCUCCGCAAGAGGCAGCAGAAGCUGCAAGAGUAUGAGCAGGAGGAGAUCAGGCAGCGGGAAAACCAGCAGAAGAUCCCGGAGUUUGUCCGUGUGAAGGACAACCUGAGGCGGACACAGACCUGAGGCUCCGAGGCUCCCAUCAGCCUCUGAAGUAUUUCCCCAUAGUGGCCCAGUUCACAUUGUCACUGUCUGCGGAGUGUCAAAUCAAAAUUAAAAAAGCAUCACAGGCAUCAUCUCACUACACAUGUCUAUUUAAGGAUCAUGCAGGAAACGAGUUUAUUUCCAAAAAGUAAAUGUCAAGAAAAAGACAGCUUGCAGCAUUUUAGUUGUGUUUUUGUCAGAUAUCUUUGUCCAACCCUUUCUAACACCUUGUUACAGUUCAAUUUCUGAUCAGGGAUUGAAAUAACUUAUUUUUUAUUUAUAAUUAUACAGUAUUGAUCAACAUUUGUUGAGAACAAAAAGAUGAAUAUGUUUGACGGUUUUUUUAUGGUGAUUUAGCUUUUACAUUUUUUUAACUUGUCAUACUGCCUCUUGGAUUAAGGUUAGAGUACGGAUCACAUCAUUGUAAUUCUUUACAUUUAUAAGAUCACUAUGCGAUUGUUGACAGACACAUUUCUCAGCGAACUGUUUUCUAUUAAUAGAAAUCCCCUACAAUGUGUAUGUUUGUGUAUUCUGUUUCGGUCAUGACUUCUGGAUUUUAGUGUGUGUGUGUGCUGUGGAAAUAAAAUACUUUAUGGUUUGC
This is a messenger RNA of Eleginops maclovinus (Patagonian blennie), 1978 nucleotides long. RefSeq lists its product as uncharacterized. The coding region runs from base 757 to 1359 and encodes 200 amino acids. The record is from RefSeq and is a predicted model, not a curated record. The transcript is spliced from 4 exons. NCBI's taxonomy places the organism in Eukaryota, Metazoa, Chordata, Actinopteri, Perciformes, Eleginopidae.